This is a messenger RNA of Fraxinus pennsylvanica, 474 nucleotides long. Lineage: Eukaryota; Viridiplantae; Streptophyta; Magnoliopsida; Lamiales; Oleaceae. The record is from the annotation of a GenBank genome assembly.
AUGGGCAUUAAUCGUAACAAUGGUGAAUCUACACUGGUAAUCUUUGUGGAGUAUCUAGAAACGUCCAUGUCCAGAGAUCUUCUCUACAAGUUCCCCGACAACUCCGCUUUCGAUUUCGACUACGCCCAGAGUUCCAUUUGGUCCCCUUUGCUCCCUCCGCCCAUACAUUCCUAUCAAGAAAAAAGUGGCGUCUCUGUUUCGAGGAAAUUAUCGUACGAGGAAGGAGAUGGGUUGCUGGAAAAUACCAAGAAAAUGACGGCCAAGUUCAAGAGGAAUUUCACAAAUGCUGUAUUUGAUCAUCUUCACAAGUACCAAAAGAUGAAAAGGAGAAAGCGGAAAUCUAUGGAAUUUUCUUCGGUCCCUUCUUCUCAUCAGCUAAGUCCCACCUCCCCAGCACCAAGAAAGGGAUGGGCAAAGGUACUGAAAGCUGCAUCAAGGCAUUUCAAGAAGAGGAAAGGGAUCCCACUACCAUAA